AUGACUAAGGAAGAAAAGAUCUCAGUGGCAUUUGUGUGUCUAGGCAAUAUUUGUCGGUCACCCAUGGCUGAAGCCAUAUUCAAGCAUAAGGUCGAAGAGUUAGGAUAUGGCGACAGGUUUGACAGAAUUGAUUCAUUUGGAACGGCCGCCUAUCAUGUCGGGGAGCUGCCUGACCACAGAUCGGUUGCUACAUGUCGGAAGCAUGGGGUGCCGGUGAACCAUUCAGCCCAGCAAAUUACUCUGGCCGAUUUUGCCGACUUUGAAUAUGUCAUUGCUAUGGACGAAUCGAACAAAGCUGAUCUUUUACAUCGGCGUCCUCGCAAUAGCAAGGCCAAGGUUGAACUAUUUGGGAAAUGGAAGAAGGAUCCGCAAUUCAAAACUAUAGUUGACGAUCCUUACUACGGUGGUAUCAAUGGAUUUGAGACGAACUUUCAACAAAUUUCCCAUUUCUCAGAAGAGUUUUUGAGGUCAGAGGUUGUUGGAGAGAAUAAAUAG
Molecule: messenger RNA, 495 nt
Organism: Diutina rugosa
Lineage: Eukaryota; Fungi; Ascomycota; Pichiomycetes; Serinales; Debaryomycetaceae
Gene: LTP1
Product: tyrosine protein phosphatase
Exons: 1
Coding region: 1-495 (164 amino acids)
Biological process (GO): protein dephosphorylation
Cellular component (GO): cytoplasm
Molecular function (GO): acid phosphatase activity; non-membrane spanning protein tyrosine phosphatase activity
Source: RefSeq, a predicted model, not a curated record